AUGCCGAUCGGUGAAGCGGCCACUGUUUGGCAACUGUAUAGUCGAUGCAGUUCCGCUUUUGUACAGAUUUUUUUGAAACAUGCUAAUGCGAGAGGACAACAAUUCAAUCACUGUUUAACCGAUUUUCUAGUACAUGCAGACAAUGAAGGGCGCAUUCGGAUGGAAAAUGCUCUUACCGGUAAAUUUAUAUGCUUCAAUAAACGACAAAGGCUCGCAAUUAGAAAUGACGGGAUGGAUGAAAAAUGCCUUUUUCGUGAGCAACUAACAUCAUCUGGAUAUACAAUGUUUCAAUCCGCAUGGAAACAAAACUUAUUUCUUGGAUUUAACAGAAAAGGAAAAUUUCAAGAUCCAUCACAAAUCAACUCAAAACGGCGGUGUUUUUUAUUUACCAAGUUGUUGCGUGAAGUAAAAUCAACACGAUUAACGUCCUGUUCAAAGCCGGAAAAGGAUGAUCAAACAGAGUUGGAUCUCGAAUCGAAACGACAGCGCUAUUUGUACAAUGUUGUCCGGGAAUCACUACUAAGUCGAAUUCGAGCUACAGCCUAG
Molecule: messenger RNA, 546 nt
Organism: Cercopithifilaria johnstoni
Lineage: Eukaryota; Metazoa; Nematoda; Chromadorea; Rhabditida; Onchocercidae
Source: the annotation of a GenBank genome assembly